Molecule: messenger RNA, 1528 nt
Organism: Symsagittifera roscoffensis
Lineage: Eukaryota; Metazoa; Xenacoelomorpha; Acoela; Convolutidae
Product: transmembrane protein 272-like
Exons: 7
Coding region: 577-1497 (306 amino acids)
Source: RefSeq, a predicted model, not a curated record
UAUAAUUGAAAAAGAAAUUCAUUGAUCAUUGAUUAAUUGACACACUAAAUUUAAAGCGCUUUCUGAUUUCGGAAACAAAACGCAACAUCCUAUUAAUGGGGCAAAACAGCUAAUUAUAUUCUAUUUUUUCUUCUUUUGAGUUCGGAAAAAAGUUCAAUUCCUUUCCAAAAAUAGCCCCGAGGGAAAUUGCACAACACAAUACUUGACAGUGUGAUUUUAAAACGCAGCAGGCCGAGGUAAUUUUUUGUCCAAAUUCCACCUCAUCAAUACACACUUGGUUUGUAGUCAAAGCCAUAACUUACCAUCUACAUUACCUUCAUUCACAACAAGAUUGUUAAUUAUUGUCACAACAUAACAACACCAUUUCCGAUUCAGAAGUUACCCAUAUAAAGGGCUCAUUUUACCAUUUCCUUUUAUUUGAAGUCAAACACUUCAAAACAUCCCCAUAAAGAGUUCGACUUUGAUUCAAUUUCACAACAAGAGACUUGUUUCCAGCAACACCAGCAGCAGAAACUCCUCAGGCGCUUAUAGCGAUUGUAAAACUAUUAAUAUAUCAGCACCGAUCUUGACUGGACAAUGGAGCGGGGAAAUUCUGCUGGUUACCAAGAAACUACGGGCCAGCACCAAAAACUCUACCAACAAGGAGAGGGACUUGAAUCUCAACAACUUGGUUCCAACAAACCCAAUCCAGAUCAUCUGGCAUCUGUCAGUUCCAACUGGGGACAAAUGAGCUACCAACUUCUGGACCAAAUACACCCUCACAGUAGUAACUUGACCUCUAAUGGUGUCGCAAUGCACAGCAGCGAAUCAACUGAAGGGCGGAGUUUCCAUUCGGGUUCUAACUCGCACAGUAAACAUCAUCUCAGUCGGCAACCAACCCAGGCUGGUAGUUUGUUCGAUGGAAUGAAAGAAGCACAGGAGACGUCGACUAAUUUACUUGACCUGAUGAACAAGACAGUAAGAGCAAUCGCCAUUGGAUUUCCGUGUACUGUCGUUCUGGGCGGACUGAUGGUUCUUCCAAUCGCUAUGAUAGCUAUCGGAGGCGGAAACUACUACAAAUGUCCGGCGAGCGAAUGGCUUCCCAGCUGGCUCAUAAUCACUGGCAUCCUCCUCAUGUUCUUCUGCAUUCUGCUCAUUCGGAUAGUUGGCAAAGUGCGACAGGACGAAUCAGGAGAGCUGCUGGAAGACUUCGACGCCUCCAGCUACAAAUCCUCCAAAAACUUCGUGUGGGUUCUAACAGCCCUUCAAACAGUCUGGUACUGCAUGGGGAACUACUUUGUCUUCAGCAUCUACUACCCUCAUACCGAAAUCCCGCAAGAACCGCCAUUCGUAUACUGCGAAGAAGCUCUCUACAACUUCAGUCUGUUCUGGAUAUUUGCAGUGUACACAGCCGUAGUGAUAACACUGGCGUCCAUGCUGUUUAUAGUUUACCUCUAUUAUAGAAACUCGCAACGCUAUAUGGACUUUGAAUAUUUACCUUCUUAUCAACGCAUAUAGUGGAUUGUGAAAAUAAAUUUUGAAUGUGAAG